GAACCGUGCGAGAGUUCGCCCUGCCGGCAAGCAGCACGCUGCCGCGGCGUUUUACGACGUCAGCGGUGACAGGCCCUGGUUCCAGGGAACGUCCAGUUUUCUCCCUGCUUCCAGGUGUAAGCCAACACGAUGUUUGGUGCUGGGGACGAGGACGACACCGACUUCCUCUCACCCAGCGGCGGUGCCAGAUUGGCCUCUCUUUUUGGAAUGGAUCAGGCAGCUGCUGGUCAUGGAAACGAAUUCUUCCAGUACACAGCUCCAAAGCAGCCUAAGAAAGGCCAGGGAGCAGCAACAACAGGAAAUCAGGCAACACCAAAACCAGCACCAGCCACCAUGGGCACUUCUACAGUACUGCAUGCAACAGUAGUCCAUGCAUAUCGGUACAUGAAUGGUCAGUAUGUAAAGCAGGGCAAAUUUGGUGCUGCGGUCCUGGGGAACCAUACAGCCAAAGAGUAUAGGAUUCUUGUUUAUAUCAGUCAGCAACAGCCAGUUACUGUUGCUAGGAUUCAUCUGAACUUUGAGCUAAUGGUUCGACCCAAUAACUAUAGCACCUUUUAUGAUGACCAGAGACAAAACUGGUCCAUCAUGUUUGAGUCAGAAAAGGCUGCCAUGGAGUUCAAUAAACAGGUGUGCAUUGCCAAGUACAAUAGCUCCUCUUCCCUAAAUGCAGUGCUAUCCCAGGACCUCAUUGUGGCAGAGGGCCCUGCUGUGGAAGUUGGAGAUUCUUUGGAAGUGGCCUAUACCGGCUGGCUCUUUCAGAAUUAUGGACUGGGCCAGGUUUUUGAUUCCACUGUUAACAAAGAUAAACUGCUUCGCCUAAAAUUAGGAUCAGGAAAAGUCAUCAAGAGCUGGGAGGAUGGAAUGCUAGGCAUGAGAAAAGGCGGGAAGCGGUUACUUGUCAUCCCUCCAGCCUUUGCUGCUGGCUCGGAAGGACUUAUAGGCUGGACUCAAGCAGCAGACUCAACCCUGGUGUUUGAGGUGGAAGUCAGACGGGUGAAGUUUGCCAGAAAUUCUGGCUCUGAUGGGCACAGUGUUAGUUCCCGGGACUCUGCUGCUCCUUCUCCCAUCCCUGGUGCUGACAGCCUCUCUGCUGACACCCUCGUGUCACCACCCACAUCAGUGCCUUUCAAAUCAGGGGAGCAGUCUCUUCGUACCAAAUCUAACUCCUUCAGUGAACAGCUUACAAUAAAUACGAGUCCUGAUACAGACAAGGCGAAGUUGAUCUCUCGGAUGGCUAAAAUGGGCCAGCCCAUGCUGCCAAUCCUUCCACCACAGCUGGAACCCAGUGACUCAGAAAUUGAAGAUGCGAAUGCUGUGAGAGGAGCUGGGCCGCCCCUGGUGACUCCGGCCAUCCAGCCCUCUGUUCAGCCAGCCCAUCCAGUGUUGCCACAGAUGACCUCACAGGCACCUCAGCCACCUGUGUCUGGGCUCCAAGCACCCUCUGCUGCCUUAAUGCAAGUGGCAUCUCUUGAUUCCCACUCAGCUAUAUCUGGAAAUGCCCAGUCCUUUCAGCCCUAUGCAGGUAUGCAAGCCUACACCUACCCGCAGGGAUCGGCUGUCAACUCCCAGCUGCAGCCUGUUCGGCCCCUGUACCCAGCAGCACUCUCCCAACCCCCCCAUUUUCAAGGAUCAGGUGAGGUGACUUCAUUUCUCAUGACUGAAGCCCGGCAACAUAACACUGAAAUUCGAAUGGCAGUCAGCAAAGUGGCUGAUAAAAUGGAUCAUCUCAUGACUAAGGUUGAAGAAUUACAGAAACAUAGUGCUAGUAAUUCCAUGCUUAUUCCUAGCAUGUCAGUCACAAUGGAAACGAGCUUGAUUAUGAGCAACAUCCAGCGAAUCAUUCAGGAAAAUGAAAGAUUGAAGCAAGAGAUCCUCGAAAAGGGCAAUCGGAUAGAAGAGCAGAAUGACAAGAUUAGUGAAUUAAUUGAAAGAAAUCAGAGGUAUGUUGAACAGAGUAACCUGAUGAUGGAGAAGAGGAACAACUCACUUCAAACAGCCACAGAAAACACACAGGCAAGAGUAUUGCAUGCUGAACAAGAGAAGGCCAAGGUGACUGAGGAAUUAGCAGCAGCCACUGCACAGGUCUCUCAUCUGCAGCUGAAGAUAACUGCUCACCAAAAGAAGGAAACAGAGCUGCAAGUGCAGCUGACAGAAAGCUUGAAGGAGACAGACCUUGUCAGGGGCCAACUCACCAAACUGCAGGCAGAACUCUUAGAGCUCCAAGAAACCUCUGAGCAAACACAAUCCAAAUUCAAAAGUGAAAAGCAGAGCCGAAGACAACUGGAACUCAAGGUGACAUCCCUGGAGGAGGAACUGACUGACCUUCGAACUGAGAAGGAGUCCCUUGAAAAGAACCUUUCAGAAAGGAAAAAGAAGUCAGCUCAAGAGCGUUGUCAGGCUGAGCAGGAGAUAGAUGAAAUUCGUAAGUCCUACCAGGAGGAAUUGGAUAAACUUCGACAGCUCUUAAAAAAGACUCGAGUGUCCACAGACCAAGCAGCUGCAGAGCAGCUGUCUUUGGUGCAGGCUGAGCUACAGACCCAGUGGGAAGCAAAAUGUGAACAUUUGUUGGCCUCUGCCAAGGAUGAGCACCUGCAGCAGUACCAGGAGGUGUGUGCACAGAGAGAUGCCAACCAGCAGCAGCUGGUAGCACUUCAGGAAAAGUGUUUGGCCCUCCAGGCCCAAGUCACAGCCCUCACAGAGCAAAACAAACAGCACAUUAAGGAACUGGAGAAGAACAAGUCCCAGACGUCUGAUGUUGAAGCCGCUGCUACUGACCCCUCAGAUAAGGUCAAGAAGAUCAUGAACCAGGUGUUCCAGUCUUUGCGGAGAGAGUUUGACCUGGAGGAAUCUUAUGAUGGGAGGACCAUUCUGGGGACCAUCAUGAGUACAAUCAAGAUAGUGACUAUUCAGCUGUUAAACCAACAAGAGCGAGAGAGAGGGGAGAGCAGCAGUGAAGAUGAAGAAGAGCAACCUCAGAGCCCUUCCAAGGAGCAGUCAGUGGCUGGCAAUCCUGGACUGCCUCAAGCACCCCUGCAUAGGGAGAGGCAGGAGCCCCCCAUGGUGUCGUCAGAGCAGGUAGUCGAGGAAGCUGUCCUCCUAUCUUCUCAGGCUGUCCCCACUCCCCAGGAUGAGGUACAGAGAAGGAAAUGGGAGCCCUCAGAAGCAGAGGUGCUCUCAGAGAUGCAAGAUGGCUCCCUCCCACCUGACCUGGCUUGUGCCCCAUUGCACAGAGUCCUGGAGCCCCCAACUUCAAUUCCACCUGAGCUUCCAGGCCCUAUAACUAUGGACUCUGAGUGUGAAGAGACACUUGUCGCCAGCCCACUGGCAGCUAAGCCUGGCAGCUCAUUGGGAAAGGUCUGCACUGGGGAAGUGGCCCCAGAUGGCCCCCUAGAAGAAGGCUCGACAGGACUGUCUGUGACUUCAGAACCCAAGAAGGGGGACCCACUGGCUGUGGGACUGCCUGAAAGCCCAGGAAAAGAGCUUCAGCCCCCUGAGCUUGAUAAAGACAAGGAUGUCACUAGCUCCACUGGUCCCUCCAAGCAGCUGUCAAGCACAGAGGCAGGAUCUACAGCCGCAAGAGCAGCCCUGAGCUCCAGCCAUCAUUCUCAGAACUCCAGUCUCUUUGAGGAUGAAGAAGAGGAUGAAGAAGAUGAGCUGUUUAAAGGGGCGACUCUGAAAGUUCCAAGGCCUAAAGCACAGCCUGAGGAGGAAGAUGAAGAUGAGGUGGUAAGGAGAUCCCAGGCACUGCCAUGUACUCAUACCAUCACCUGGGGGGCCCUCCCCGCUGGCUCUGAGAAGAGAAACGGGGUCUGCUGGUGGCCCAUUGCCUGGACUCUGUGUGCAGGGUCCUGUGGGAGCAGGCUUGGGGCUGGGAGUAGGCAGCUCUGUAAGCACAGACGGGAUGAUCAGAUACCACUUUUCUCCUGAAAAAGAAUAAUAGUCUGCAUAGUCCUGCACAGGAAUGCCAAAGCCUCAAGUUUCCCAAAAUCUGCUGGGAUACCAUUUUUAUUUGUCUGACAUCCUUAUUCAUAGACAAAGACACUGACUCAGAAGGAUAAUUUACGUAAAGCCACAGAGUGAAUUAAUGGCAGGGGUAGGACUAAAACCCUAGGCGCCUAUUCAGACCAUCUGUUCCUGAGCUUUCUGCUUACUCAGCCUGCUUUUUAACAUGUUGCCUUAUUUUGUCAUCACAAUAUCUCUGGGCAGAAAAUGGAUUCAGAACUCAUAGCAUAUUGCUUUAUGGAGAAUGAGAGUGAAGGCUAGGAAGGAAAGUGCUGAUAGAGCCUGGAUUAGAGCCCCAGUUCUUACAUCUGCUGUUCCCCAUUGUGCUAGGUUACAGCAUUUCUGGCUGUCGCUAAGCCAAUUUCAAUUUCACUGUCAUGGGAAGAUCACUGGUAUGAAAUAUGUGUGGAGAAUACAGGUGAGCUUUAGGCUCAGUCUGUCCCAGGGACAGAAAUAUAAUAGUGAAUCAGGGCAAAUCCUGUCCCCUCAUGUAUCAGUCAGAGUGGGUUUUACCUUUUGCCAAAACCUGGGGAAGACCGCUUGAUAGAUUGAGAUCCUGGUACAUACCAGAGCCCUUCCCUCUUGCCUGUGUUUCUUUGGAAGAACUGUACCAGUUAUCUUCUAUUAGCCUUUCUCCUCAAGAAUUAUGUUUUCAUUUGAGAAUCCUGAAUACAAAUUAUGCACUAAAAAAGAAAAAAGGGGGGGAAAUUGCGUAUCCUACGUGACUACCCUAAAUACAGUUGAAAUUUUUUAAUCAGCGAGUAUAUUAUUGGUAUCAAUACUAAUGCCAUCAAGUUAACAUCUGUUUCUUAGAUGCUUUGAAAACUAUUUCACAAACAGGCUCAUUAAAUAAUCUAAUCCAGUGAGCUAGGUACUUUUUCCCAUUUUAUAGAUCAGAGGACUGAGGUUCAGGAAGAUUAAAUAAUAUAACUAAAGUUAUAUAGCUGGUAGAUGUAGAGCUAGAACUUUAACCAGGACAAAACAGAAGCUGGGAGCUAUGCUUGAAAAUUUUAGACCAGGCAGGGUGGCUCAUGC
Messenger RNA from Otolemur garnettii (small-eared galago), 5037 nucleotides. RefSeq names its product FK506 binding protein 15 (gene FKBP15). NCBI's taxonomy places the organism in Eukaryota, Metazoa, Chordata, Mammalia, Primates, Galagidae. The transcript is spliced from 27 exons. Gene Ontology annotation, molecular function: peptidyl-prolyl cis-trans isomerase activity. The record is from RefSeq and is a predicted model, not a curated record. Gene Ontology annotation, cellular component: growth cone. Bases 130 to 3927 code for a protein of 1265 amino acids.